This is a messenger RNA of Aureobasidium subglaciale EXF-2481, 1619 nucleotides long. RefSeq lists its product as uncharacterized. The record is from RefSeq and is a predicted model, not a curated record. The coding region runs from base 94 to 1266 and encodes 390 amino acids. The transcript has 2 exons. NCBI's taxonomy places the organism in Eukaryota, Fungi, Ascomycota, Dothideomycetes, Dothideales, Saccotheciaceae.
CUGGCGUAGAGUGAGUGGCUCGUUUCGAAUUUCUUUUGUCAUUGCAUCUUUGCAUAUAUCUUUCGUAAUGUCUUAGUCUGUUGAAAGAGAUUCAUGUAUAUACAUUCUCACCACCCUUUGUUGUCAUGCCAUGCAGCGCUCUUGAGUCCUGAAUCAAUGUCGUCGUGGAAAAUGGUUGAGCCCUGCAGACAUUAUUGCACUCGAGCGCCGGAGCAGAUCUGCUCUCACUUACGAAUUCAAAACACUGUGGCUCGCGUCCGAAAGCGCCUGAACAACAUCGAAAAGAUCAGAAAGCACAAGCGGGUCGUAGGUCAUCCAGAGACGCACUCUGGCGACCGCAGCUCAACCUACCACAUGUCCAAAGACUGCGUGAAACCGACUAUAAUCCCUCCACACAUCCUCUGGUGCAACUUCGACGGCGAGGCUGAGCAGUGGCUCAGACACGAAACUGUACCAUGGUGGUUUCUGGGUGGUUUCAUCAACUACCGUGGUCAGAUCACAAAAGGCGAUCUUCGGAAGCGCAACAAAAAGGACAAAAGCGGUCGGACAGGGUUGCUGUGUCGUCGCUUGCUGGCUUGCUCAAGGGAGUAUCCGAUGAAGGAUGGGAAGUUAAUCGAGCAAUUUGAAUACUUUUACAAAGCAUGGGUGCAGAAAAACAGAAUCAAACUGGGACUGGUAAAUUGCGUUGAGCUGGAGCACGACCCCGAGCCUGAAAUUACAAUCACUUGCGCAGCAGAAAAGCUCUACCGAAUGAUCUUUAACGAGAAAGAACGCGAAGCGCACGUUUCCACCCUGGAAGUCGAUAGAGCGCCUGGAGUCUUAUCGACCUCUGGUUCUGUUGACCCAGGUGUCUGUUUCACAAGCAUGCAGCAGCUGCUCAUCCCGCUCGACUCUACUCCUGCAUUCACCCCGCCAACUGCUCCUGUCGGUCUAGGCAUUACCUUCCAAGUCACGCAACAACUGGUCCUUCCCUUCCAUCCUGGCCCGCGCUCGACUGUCUCAGGAAACUCAUCUUCGUCGGAUAUGGCACUACCGUUCAACGACGAUGUUGAGAUGAAAGACCACUCAUUGACACCUUCUGCUCCCACAACUCUUAUCUUCGCACUACGCCCCUCGUCGGUCAAAAUCAGCAAUCCAGGACUCAGACCUCGUGCUGCCGUCAGAACUUUGGAGUCGCCGUGGAGCUUCCCCUUGCCCAGACGCUACGAUUCAAUGUCGGCGAGCCUGAACGAAGAACAGGCAUCUUCCGACAUGAUUGAGGAGUAAAAUCUCUGUACAAGCUCGCAUUGAGUCGACUGCUCGUUGACGGACCCAAGAAAAACGAGAGAAGGAGAAGCGGAAGAGGUGAGACUUUGGUUACGAAACCUGAUUCAGUUGAUCAUCUCUGGCCUGGCGCCCGCGCUCAUCGUAUCCAUCCAACUUCCUGAUCGUUCUGUCAUCAAAGCGGCGGAGCUGAAUGGCGUGGCGGAUGAACUGGUACCUUUGCUAGCUCUCACUCACACUCGCACUUGGCGCUUUCUGACCAUACAUGUUUCGAUUCAAUUUCAUCUUCCUGUCGUGCUCUGCAAAACGCUGUGAAACUCUGGGGUCUGCUCCGCCGAGUUGUGAGCUUCUUUGUU